Molecule: messenger RNA, 2285 nt
Organism: Haliotis rufescens (red abalone)
Lineage: Eukaryota; Metazoa; Mollusca; Gastropoda; Lepetellida; Haliotidae
Exons: 5
Coding region: 48-824 (258 amino acids)
Biological process (GO): immune response
Cellular component (GO): membrane
Molecular function (GO): tumor necrosis factor receptor binding
Source: RefSeq, a predicted model, not a curated record
CACUGAAGAGUGCGAACCUGUCCUAGAAAAGUUCUGGAAACCUGAGAAUGGAUUGCCAUUGUGAGUGCACAAGUGAGAGGAACAAAAGUGCUACAAAAGGGACCUGCCUUCUUUCAAUUAUGGUUAUCCUCAACAUUAUCAGUGGCGUAGUGGUUGCAGUAUUCGUCACACAGUCAACUUUGUCAUCAAACUGUGCGAGUCAGAACCUGACAGGACCAGAAUGGAAGUCAUUAUUGAAAGAGGUCUACGAAAGCUUGUUGAUGAAUGAUGUUUCGGCCACACACGAGCAGCAUGAUAAUGAGGGUAUUGGGGACGUCCAUCCAGAUCUGCAGUUUCUCAACCUGCUGAAACCAGUGGCACAUUUCUCUGGUCUUGACUUUGAUAUAGUGACUACGGGAAAUGGGACUCAGUUGAAAACAUUAAGGAAUUGGGCCAACCCUGAUGGUUCGGACAGAAAGCUCCUGUACAAUGGAAUGAGUUACGAAAACGGCUCCAUCCCAGUACCAGCAGCAGGAGAGUACCACAUCACAAGUCAUGUCAAGUUCUACGUCGAGGACAACAGGAAGGAUGACAAGCCACUCCAAACAUUCCAGCACCAGGUUGUCCGCUAUAGCGCCUCCAGCCAGACACAGGUCGUGUUGUUUGAGCAUGCCGUGACUGAGUGUAAAGAGGGCAUCAACGACGGAGCUCACCUGGAGUACCCGAGUGAUGCUGGUGGACUGGCUCAGUUAGAUGCUGGAGACCAGGUGAUGGUGAAGGUGUCCCACUUACAGACGCUGAAGCAUGAUCGCGACUGGCACUAUGUUGAUAUACAUAUUGUAUAAAGAGAAGUUUGAGUGCCACCACCAUCAGAUAUGCAGUAUUGCACUAUUGAGUGUAAAGCCAGCUUUAAUAGUGUGGCAGCUGGAAUGUGGAAUACAUUCUUUAGUAAAUAGUGUGAGUGAGUGAGUAUGGUUUUACGCCGCUUUUAGCAAUAUUCCAGCAAUAUCACGCCGGGGGACACCAGAAAUGGGCUUCACACAUUGUACCCAUGUCGGGAAUCGAACCCGGGUCUUCGGCGUGACGAGCGAACGCUUUAACCACUGGGCUACCCGACCGCCCCCUUUAGUAAAUAAGAGCAAUAUCAAGCUCAUGAGUGCUGCAGCUUGAGGCGCUUGCCUGAGAUGGAAACACGUAGCAGUUGCGUGAAGAAGAAAGGAAAAUAUUGACCGUGCAGGUCACGAUGACACCAUCUUAAUUUAACAAACAUGGAUUUAUAAUACACGCACCUAUAUUUAGUUAGUUUGAUAUCAUAAGCCGUAUUUUGGUGCGCAUGUUUCAUGUAUCGUAUAUUAUCCAUAAAUACCCUCAUUUGCUCAAUUGGUCGUAUUGCAAGUGACGUUAUCAUUUCUAUUGUUCUGUCAGUAAAUAUACGUUUUCGCACAUGAGAUUAAUUUGGGGGUACGACAAUUUUCGAGAGUGUCAUUCUGAUCAGGGAGUCUGAAAAAGACUUAAAACAAAGCUGUGAUUCUGAAGAAGUAUAGGGUAGUUAUAGAUUAGAGACAAAAGACACUGGAUAUCAUAGUAUUUUAUACAUAUGUAUGACAUUAAUAUAAGAUAUGUAUCUGUCUGUUAUAAAUCUGUUUUACUGCAAUAUUUGUCAUUUAUUGUAUGUCUCAAACUACAUCUGUCUGACACGGGCGUAUUUUAUGUUGAAGUAUGUUAUUUGUACACAUUGUAUUGUAGUACACUUAUUUAAGUACACUUACGCUGUCUUCGUCUAACCAGAUUGAUAUGUUCGGGUGUUAUUUAUUGACACUCUCAUCUACUUUAUCAGAUGUAAUUGUUUUACAAGUUUACAAUCAGAAUGUGGCCCACUUAUUGGCCUCCCGUGACCAUCAAACUAUUUUGUUUAACAAUUUGCUCCCUACCUUCAACUACCUGUUCACACCUGUUCACACAACUACCUGUAUAUUAUGCUGCAUAUAUGGACAAAGAUAAUAUCAAAUGCUCUUCUGUUCACAGAUUGUUUAAAGAGGUAUACCAUGUAAUAACACGAUCAUUUGAAAUAUUGUAACGAUCAAUCAGCAAAUUUGUAGGAACAUAUCGCCCGAUUUCAACCAAAUCAGACACGCUUUUCUGAAAAAGUACUACAUGACUGUGACUAAAGGUUGAACCUGUCAUUGUGAGUGAUCUGCAUGUUUAUGCGAUCCGGAAUAACGUUCAUUUAUAUUUUGUUUUAGAACCUCAACAGAAGUUCUUUUUCCAAACUGAUAAAAUAUAAACCUUAAUCAAAUAAUAAGAUA